Bacillus rossius redtenbacheri is the source of this 4219-nucleotide messenger RNA. Its product is annotated as RNA polymerase II-associated protein 1. The record is from RefSeq and is a predicted model, not a curated record. Bases 338 to 4171 code for a protein of 1277 amino acids. Gene Ontology annotation, biological process: transcription by RNA polymerase II. The transcript has 25 exons. NCBI's taxonomy places the organism in Eukaryota, Metazoa, Arthropoda, Insecta, Phasmatodea, Bacillidae.
UAACUUUCGAUUUAUUACUGGGUAUCUGCCCGGUGGCAAGAAAGUUUCACCUCUUGCAAACUUGUAUUAAUCUUCUUAUAAACUCAUUCUCUACGUACGCCCGUAACCACCUUUUAUUCUUGUUUCAGGCUACUAUUACAGUCAAGAUACAAUCCUUCCCUCUAGGAUAUUUUCUAAAAAAAAUAGGUCUAUUUUGGCCAGAGUAACUGUUCAUUAGCACCGAAUAAGCUCAAUCGUUGGUGUCUUAGAUUUUUUUUUUUUUUACCUUUAUAUGUAUGUGCUACUCUGCUUCUGUGGAGGUUUACCUUUCUAACUGCUGAGUUUGGUCAGUGACAAAAUGUUUCAACGUCCGAAACCAGGCGAGGAUGAAAAUGAUAUUUUGAAACAGCAGGAAGAAUUUUUACAAGCAAAGGGUGUUAAUCCGUCGGCUUCCGUCAUCAACAAACGGAAAUCAGAGCCAGACAAAGCAACAGUUGGUGGAGGAGAAAAUGCUGGCCCCAAGCCGUCAAGCAAAAAGCUCAAAUCAAAAUUUUCUUCCUCGAGGAGUCAGCUGACACCGAACGAGGGUGCCACAAAAGUUCCAGGAGUAAGUCCAGUCAUCCUGGGUGAAAUCAAAGAAAGGACUGUAUCAGCCAAACAGUUUGUUGCACCUGUGAGCAGACCCGACUGCGAUGGCUUCCCGAGGGCUUUUCGAAGAGACAAGAUGCUGACAGGCGCAGGUCAAAGUAUUUUUGCCCAGCAAUUUGCAAAGAUGAGGAAGGACAAUUUGGAUGUCGAGAUGGAUCAAGAAACUGUUCAAGAGACGGUUCCACACGAGAAAGUUAUUGCGGAUCGCAGCUACAUGCUGACGGGCGCGGCGGCCGCCGACAUCCACCGAGACAACCUGAGCCGACUGGCCGCCAUGAGCGCCGAGGAGAUCAGAGAGGAGCAGCAGAGGCUGCUGCGGCAGCUGGACCCCAAGAUGGUGGAGUUCGUGAGGUCGAGGCGCGCGGGAGGAAGCGAGAAGCGCGGGAGCCGCGGCGAGGCGGGAGGAACGGGAGACGCGGGCGCGGACGCUGGCAGCGGGCGAGGCGGUCCGGGGGAGGGAGCCACGGAGCGAGGGGCGGGCGCCGUGCUGGGCGAGGCCACCGCGGCGGAGGCAAACAGGUGGCUGCACAUGGACGUGGUGGAGGAGGAGAAGCUGCGCUGGAUGACCGACCUCCCCCCGGCCCCGCCCGUCCCGCCGGACCAGCCGUACUCUGCACGCUUCGACUUUGAAGGACUGCUGCUGCCGUACGUGGACGAGAGCGUGGGCGUGACCCGGGCCCUGCACCACCACGGGGAGGAGCCGGAGCGGCCCGGCUACACGCUGCAGGAGCUGUGCCAGCUCAGUCGCAGCUCCGUGCUGCAGCAGCGGGUUCUGGCCCUCGGCACCAUCGCCAACAUCAUACACAAGACAAAGUGCGGCUACUACGACGAGUGUCUCCAGGACCAGCUGCUGGACCAGCUGCAGGACUCCGACAUCUUCCUGCUGCUGCGCUUCUCGCUGGACGACAACACGGAGUCCCAGCUGGCCGCCUCCCUCGCCGCCAUCAGGCACCUCCUGGUCAGCGACGCAGACGAGGUGUGUCUGGGCCGGCUGCUGGGAGGCCCGGGAGGACUGCUCCAGCCCUCGCUGGCGGUGAAGCCGGACCCCGCCACGGAGCAGGCCGAGCGGGACGAGGCGGCCGCAGAGCUGAUGGACCACCAGAUGGUGAAGCUGGACGUCGUCAGAGGAGCGCUGAGGACGGACCUCGUUCUCCGGCUCAGGUACAUACUGGAGGUUUUAAAGCCAGGUCCUAAGGCAGUGAUACAUGUGUUGGAAAUACUGACGCGCAUCGUGAGACACUCACACGAGGCAGCUCUGGCAGUGACGUGUUGCCCGCGGCUGAUGACACUCAUCAUGAGCCAGUUUCUUCCUCGGGAUUGGGCCAGAAUAGUUGGCACGGGCAGCGUGGCAGACAUGAAGUCUGUGUACGGGGUCCCACUGGUGGAGGCACUGCAACUGGUGCGGGUGAUCGCGUGUCAGUCCCGCGCCCUGGCGUCCGACAUGGUGCACAAGUACUGCGUCAUGGACUCCGUCGUCAGCUACGUCAACAUAGACCCCAGGGAGUGCGGCCUGCCCCACAAGGAGGCGCUGCGACUCAGCCUGGAGAGCCUGUACCUGUGGCAGGCGCUGCUGGCCUACAACCUGGCGGCCCAGCACGUCAGCGACCUGUUCCUGGUGCUGGCGCGGCUGCUGCAAUUCCACCUGUCGGCGACGUCCGUGGGCGACGACGGCGACACGUCGUCGUUCGGGCAGGAGCACGGCGCGGCCGUGCUGUCGCUGCUGGAGGCGGCCGUGGUAGCCGCGCACGCCCAGGAGACGGCGCUCGCAGCGCAGCGGGCCGCAGCGCAGCGGGACAGGUCGCCCCUGGUCCUGGGGCACGAGCACGUGCGCGGCUACCGGCAGCUGCUGGAGCUGUGCGUGCGCAAGUGGCUGUCCCAACUGUCCGCGCGGCCCGCGCUCUCGUUUUCUUCCGGGAAACUCGUAGGCUCAGCUCUGUCGUGUCUGGCCAGCUACAUCCGCAAGUUCUCAAACUGGCCAGGCAGCGACGUGGUGUCGCAACUGGAGGACUUGGAGCUUCUCUUCGAGAAGUAUCUCUCGCCCUUCGUGCAUAGCCCGAUCUUCACAGAGCUAAUGCGCGGCCUCAGGAGCUGGUCCUGCCUGCUGGGAGAGGGGCAGUGCGGCACGAGGAGGGAUCCCGGGGCGCUGCCCUCGCUGGGGGCGCUGUGCUGGGGCGGGCGCCAGGUGCAGCCCGUGGUGGGGUCCUCGUCCCAGCUGGCCCUGGUGCGGGGGCUCGUGAGCCUGCUCUCCGCCGCUCACGCCGUGCACAAGGGCUUGGACAAGCAGUGCCUGAGGGGGUUCCUGCGGCACCCGGGCCUGCUGGAGCACCUGGGACACGUGGCCGGCGGGCCGCUGGCCACCCCCUGGGGCUGGUUCGCGCGGCAGGAGGUGGCGCUGCUGUGCCGCGUGGUGCAGCUGGCGGCCGUGUGCCCCGAGGCGUGCGGGCGCAGGGAGUUGUACCACGCCGCAGGGCUGCGCCUGGCGACGCUGGCCCAGCGCCAGGACCGCCCGCUGCUCGCCCGGGUCCUCCGCGGCGUGGUCUUCUCCCCGCUCCUCCUGAGGGAUACGCCAGUCUUAGUCUCGCGCAUGGAGUCCUUGAAACUCAGUGAUGACAACUCAACGUCCAAGCAGAAAUUAUUAACGGAUGCUUUGACCAGCUUGCCGGCCGUGCGCGCGUGCUACGAGGCCGCGCUGGGGCUGGGGGACGCGCGGGAGGCGGGCCCGCUGGCCGUGGCGAGCCUCACUGCCGCUCCGCGCGACCGCGAGCCCGCCCUUCCCGCCGACUGGUUCUACGCGCCGGUCCUCUCGCUCUACAACCAGGAGCGCAGCGGCGAGGCAGCCAGCGACUCUGCCGUGCGGACGGUGUGCAGCUGUCUGCAGUGGGUGUUCCUGGCGGAGUGCGUCUGCCCCCGGGCCGCAGCGGGCGUCUCCCUCACCGCCCGCUUCUGCAGACUCUGCACCGUCUUCCUCGCAGCCAGCGACCUGUUCCUGGACCCCGUGAUCCGGGACUACUUGGAGGCGCUGCUGAGGCUGAUGCUGGCCAGGAGCUCCGAGCUGGACUUCGCAGAGAAGAUCCCGGGCCUCUCGUCCUUCUAUGACUUGUACACGCAGCUCCUGGACCAGUUCAGGGCGGUCUCGUACGGAGACAAGCUGUUCGGGCAGUUCCUGCUGGUGCCCCUGCAGCAGCGGCACUGCGCCGACUUCCGCAAGCUGGCGUGGAGCGAGUACGUGUCGGAGCUGAGGCUGCUGCCCGCCGGCGCGGACGAGCUAUUCUUCCCCUGUGACCUGCUGCUGAGACCCCGCGAAGAAGACCCCUCUCUGCUGGCGUGCUAUCUGAACGCCCUGACGUCUGGCGUGGUGAGCGAGAGCCAGUCGCCCGUGCUGCGCCGGCUGGCAGCGGAGCACGUCGCCUCCUUCGUGGCGCGCCGCCCCGACACGCCCCUCGCCAGGCAGCUCCGCGCCGGGAUCGACGCGAUGCGCGAUGCGGAACUUCGAGAACUUCUGUUGGACAAGAUAGCCAAUGAAGUCAAGUCUUCCUCUUCAUGAUGUAGUUUUUUUAAUAAACAAUUAAAUUUAAUAAACAAUUUAAAGUUA